AAACUCUGAAGAGUGACACAGGGAUCGAUCGAUUCGCAGAGAGAGAGGAGGAUCGAGACACAGAUCCGCGACUAUGGGGUUGGGGUUGUUAGCGUCGAGAACUCUCCGACCUGCUUCUCGCCUCCUUCAUCAUCCGCAGAACCCUAGUUUCCUCCUCCGCUCCAUUGUCUCCAAACCCGAGCUCCAAUCCCCUGAAUCCGCAGCAGCAGCGGCUCAGCCGGAGCCGACGCCGGAUUUCCCGCCCAGGAAGCCCGUAGGCGGUGCGCAAGUCCAUUUCCCUAAUCCUGAAGAUGCGAUCGAAGUUUUCGUUGAUGGGUACCCGGUCAAAAUCCCUAAAGGGUUCACGGUUCUUCAGGCUUGCGAAGUCGCGGGAGUCGACAUCCCCAGGUUUUGUUACCAUUCUCGGUUGUCGAUCGCCGGAAACUGCCGUAUGUGCCUUGUUGAGGUCGAGAAGUCGCCGAAGCCUGUCGCGUCGUGUGCCAUGCCCGCACUUCCCGGGAUGAAGAUCAAAACUGACACACCGGUGGCAAAGAAGGCGAGAGAAGGAGUGAUGGAAUUUCUGCUGAUGAAUCACCCUUUGGAUUGCCCAAUUUGUGACCAGGGAGGAGAAUGUGAUCUUCAGGAUCAGUCUAUGGCUUUUGGAUCCGACAGAGGCCGCUUUACCGAGAUGAAAAGAUCCGUUGUCGAUAAAAAUCUCGGUCCUCUUGUUAAGACGGUUAUGACUCGGUGUAUUCAAUGUACAAGGUGUGUAAGAUUUGCUACAGAAGUUGCUGGUGUUCAGGAUCUUGGAAUGUUAGGCCGUGGUAGCGGAGAAGAGAUCGGAACUUAUGUUGAAAAGCUUAUGACCAGUGAACUUUCGGGUAAUGUUAUUGACAUCUGUCCCGUUGGUGCCCUAACCUCAAAGCCCUUUGCCUUUAAAGCUCGAAACUGGGAGUUGAAAGGCACAGAAACCAUUGAUGUUAAUGAUGCCGUUGGAUCCAACAUCCGGGUUGACAGUCGAGGUCCCGAGGUCAUGCGUAUCGUUCCUCGGCUCAACGAGGAUAUUAACGAGGAAUGGAUAUCUGACAAAACUCGGUUCUGUUAUGAUGGCCUGAAAAGGCAAAGGCUGAGUGACCCGAUGAUUCGGGACGUGGAUGGAAGAUUCAAGGCAGUGAACUGGCGUGAUGCCUUGGCUGUUGUGGCGGGUAUAGCUCAUCAAGUCAAGCCCGAUGAGAUCGUUGGCAUAGCGGGUCAGCUUUCGGAUGCGGAAUCCAUGAUGGCAUUGAAGGAUUUUGUUAACAGAAUGGGAUCGAACAAUGUCUGGUGUGAAGGAAAUGGUGUUGGCCUCGAUGCUGAUCUUAGGUACAGAUAUCUUAUGAACACUGGCAUCAAUGGACUCGAGAACGCAGAUCUCUUCCUUCUCGUCGGCACCCAGCCGAGAGUUGAAGCUGCAAUGGUGAACGCAAGAAUCCGUAAGACAGUCCGUGCAUCGAACGCCAAGGUUGCUUACAUCGGCCCACCCGCAGAUUUCAACUACGAUUGUAAACACCUCGGUACUGGCCCCGAGACCCUCGAGGAAAUCGUUUCGGGCCGUCAUCCCUUCUGCUCCGCCCUCAAGAAUGCCAAAAACCCGGCUAUUCUCCUUGGUUCCGGUCUCUUCACCAGACCCGAUAGAGAAGCGAUACUCUCCGCCGUCGAAUCCAUCGCACAAUCCAACAACGUCGUCCGACCAGACUGGAACGGGCUCAACUUCCUCCUCCUUUAUGCUGCCCAAGCCGCUGCUCUCGACCUCGGCCUCAUUCAAAUGUCCGAGAAAGCCCUCGAGUCAGCGAAAUUCAUCUAUUUGAUGGGAACAGACGACGUGGACAUCGGGAAGAUCCCGGAAGACGCAUUCGUGGUCUACCAAGGUCACCACGGGGACAACGCUGUAUACCGAGCGAACGUGAUCCUCCCUGCAACAGCGUUCACCGAGAAAGAAGGAACAUACGAGAACACCGAGGGCUGCGCCCAGCAGACGGUUCCCGCCGUCCCGACAGUCGGGGACGCCAGGGACGACUGGAAGAUCAUCAGGGCUCUAUCCGAAAUCGUGGGCGUGAAGCUUCCGUACGAGUCGCUUGACGGAAUCAGGGCAAGGAUCGAGACCGUGGCUCCGAACCUGGUGAGGGUAGACGAGCGGGAGCCGUCGGGGUUCGGGCCAGGGUUGAAACCAGAGUGCAAGGAGAAGACGAUGAGGUCGAAGCCGUUCGAGCCAGUGGUCGAGAACUUUUACAUGACGAACUCAGUCACGAGAGCGUCUAAGAUCAUGGCUCAGUGCAGUGCCUUGCUCCUGAAGAAAUGAGCCCCCCUAAAAAACACUUUGCUAAUUUUUUUAUUCGAUCAGAAAAUAAAAGGUACGGAUUCUGCUUUGCUUUCAUCACUGUGUUUGCAAUAAACUUAACUAGUUUUUUUUUCUUUCUUUUUGGUUUGAAAUGCAAUGCAAAAUCUCUAACGUUUUAAUGUAUAA
This is a messenger RNA of Tarenaya hassleriana, 2482 nucleotides long. RefSeq names its product NADH dehydrogenase [ubiquinone] iron-sulfur protein 1, mitochondrial-like. Gene Ontology annotation, molecular function: NADH dehydrogenase (ubiquinone) activity; iron-sulfur cluster binding. Bases 74 to 2317 code for a protein of 747 amino acids. The transcript has 5 exons. NCBI's taxonomy places the organism in Eukaryota, Viridiplantae, Streptophyta, Magnoliopsida, Brassicales, Cleomaceae. Gene Ontology annotation, biological process: ATP synthesis coupled electron transport. Gene Ontology annotation, cellular component: membrane. The record is from RefSeq and is a predicted model, not a curated record.